UGAUUUCAUAAAUUUCAGGGUGAUUGGAACAGUGUAAUUUAAUUUCCAAAGCUAACGUAAUAUUCAAUUUAUUCAAUUGAUAACCCAAACGUCUUACGAUGACUUCAUGUCAAGAUCAGAGUAUAUAGCGAAAUCAUUGACAAAAAGAAAGAAGAGAAUAUCUACUGAAAAUGCACCAAACAGACAAUCAGUAAUGAAUGCUCAUAAGUCAUACAUACACUGAGUUUCAUUUUGUAUGUACUAUGAAAGCUUUAUCCGUAGUAUAUAGUUUAUCCAUGCAAAUGGUAUGGGGUUGGACUAUUUAGGGCCGAUCAUACUUUUGACAUGUCUGAACAACGUUUUUGGUGUAACUGUACCAUGCAAUGAAACCUAUCUUGCUAAAAAUGGUCACCGGUGUUACCCAUGCAGUGCGGGAUAUUACAAAGUUUCGGAUUGUGUCAUAGACGGGGAACAGUCAAGAUGUAGACCUUGUGGGUACGGGGAAUAUCUGCCCACGUGUGAUGAUUCGACACAGUGUAAGGUGUGUGAUCUGUUUUGUCAUGGAGGACAAGUUGAAAUUAAACCAUGCACAUCAACCAAUAACUUAAAAUGCCAGUGCAAGGAUGGUGACUAUUAUAAAAAAGACCCACAUCGAUUUUGUACUAGACAUAGAAAAUGCAUCCCCGGAGAAGGAUUAAAGACAAAAGGUACACCAGAUGAGGACACCAAAUGCGAACCAUGCAAACAUGGAUUGACGUACUCAGAAUCAACCUCAUUAGACGCUUGCAAGCCAUGUUCAUUGUGUAAGCUAACACUGAGCAAUUGUAGCGUUACCCAAGAUGCCAUUUGUGACAACAUACCAGAAGUCCCGCCAGACACUAAGUUCAUUCCUAAAGAUGUUGAUGGUAAACCCUGGGUUGUAGUGAUCGUAGUAAUUUCAUUUUCAAGUUCGGUAGUGGUAACAGGUGGUGUUGUCGUCCUACUGUGUGUUAGACGCAGACGGAAUAAAAGAUUGUACUCUGAUCUAGUAAGAGUGCGAAUGUCAAGUCGCACGGUUGAUGGACAUGUUGACAGUCGAAUUCAUGGCCAAUCAGCUGCCGAAAACUUAGCAUUUACUGUGGACGACACGCGUAAUCCUAAUGUGUCAGGUCCACGAACAAACAAUAUCAAAAGUCAAUCAGAUUUAAGAAGAAGCAUAUCUGAUCCUACUUUAGUUAAUUAUUCAGGUAGUUAUUCUUCCUCGAUCGGAGCAUGUUCAAGUAUAGAAACGCGUGAGGAAGGAAUUCAUAUAGCUUCCACAGAAUUUGAGAGCCAAAAAUCUUUAAAAACAAAUGACAAUGAAGAUAUGACGGUAGAACAUAUUGAUGCAGAUGACAUGGCAGACAUCAAUGGUGAGACAACAAGGGAUAUUAGCAAAGUUACCGAUUCGUCGAUUCAGCGAGAUGAAACAAGAUCAAUUCACGGCCAAACUAAUUCAGACACAAAUGAUAUGGAAGAAAAGUCAUCAGAAAAGUUUGAGCAGGAACAUGCAUCUGAUAAGCCAGACUUGACUGAACAAGUAUUUCAAAGCAUUGUUGGUUGUAUAUCGAGAAAAGAAAAUCAAGCGGCGAAUGGAACAAGUUACGUGAAAAACAAUGAUGUGAAUUUUAACCAAGCUACAUCUGAUGUAAGCUUAGACGUUGGUGAUGUUGCUCCAAGACAUGUUCAACUUGUGCCUCCAUCAUUAGAAAGCUGUGGGCAAGACGAAACUGAAACAAAAAGAACUGCGGAUACAAAUACGACGGAAACUGGGUGUUCCUUCUCAUUUGAGACUGUUACUUCAUUUGUAUCAGACGAUAAUAGACAAUCUGAUAAUGGAACGCGGAUAGAUACAUUUUGGUUUGAAGUAUGCACUUUUCUGUCGCUGCAAUUCGAAUGGAAUAAGUUUAAGAAGGUCUACAGGCGGCUUAUAGCGGAGACGGGCGGACACAGAAUAUCCACCAUUAUAGACAAUACUUUCCAAGAAAACCACGCCCGACAAGAGACAAUGUACCAUCUUAUGCUUGACUGGAGAAAAGUGAAUCCCGGUGGCACAACGCAAAAUAUUGUUGACGCUCUUUCAAAAAAUGGAGAGAAACUUACGUGUGAAAAUUUCACGUCGUUUAUUAAAGAUCUUUAG
Molecule: messenger RNA, 2137 nt
Organism: Ruditapes philippinarum (Manila clam)
Lineage: Eukaryota; Metazoa; Mollusca; Bivalvia; Venerida; Veneridae
Exons: 8
Coding region: 287-2137 (616 amino acids)
Molecular function (GO): protein binding
Source: RefSeq, a predicted model, not a curated record